Molecule: messenger RNA, 724 nt
Organism: Suhomyces tanzawaensis NRRL Y-17324
Lineage: Eukaryota; Fungi; Ascomycota; Pichiomycetes; Serinales; Debaryomycetaceae
Gene: TOM22
Product: Tom22p
Exons: 1
Coding region: 192-629 (145 amino acids)
Biological process (GO): intracellular protein transport
Cellular component (GO): mitochondrial outer membrane
Source: RefSeq, a predicted model, not a curated record
AGAAAUACCAUUCUGGCCUUGGUAGCCAUGAUCAGAGCAGGUUUGGCCAUUGUAACACACCGCCACAGACUGGCCCCAAUUCACCCUGGCCACCCAUUCGCAGCUACACUAACAUUAUCACCAUAACGUGCGACCGCCAAAAAAAUUUUAUUGAAAAAUUCCCAGCAACCUCUCUCUUUAACUACUACAAAAUGGUCAAGUUAACGCAAAUCGACGACGAAUCCAACGCUGCCUUCAGCCAGCCUGAAGCCACCACCGUGCCAAAAACCGAAUCCUACAGCGACAGCGAAUCCGAGAGCGACAGCGACGUGGAAGAUGACUUUGACUACGAAAACGAAACCAUCUACGACAGAAUCGUGGCCUUGAAGGACAUAAUUGCACCAGAACAAAGAGUGAAGAUCUCCUCUUUCUCGGAAUCCGUGAAGUCCUACGUCAACUGUGGAUUGAACAAGAGCGGUACCUUAUUGUGGGCCUUGACCUCCUCGGCCUUGUUGUUAGGUGUCCCAUUAUCCUUGGCUAUCUUGGCUGAAACCCAAUUGCAAGAAAUGGAAAACCAACUCUCCUUACAGCCAGGUGCCCAAGAUGUGUUGGCUGCCGGUGCCGAAGCCGAAAAGAAGCCAUCUGCUUAAUGAGUUAUCUUGUACAUACCUGAUGCGAGUCGGCGGAUGACAUUCUACAAGGCUCGAAUCUAUAAUGAUCUCUUUAUGUAUCUAUACUUCCUGAU